Tetrahymena thermophila SB210 is the source of this 708-nucleotide messenger RNA. RefSeq names its product transmembrane protein, putative. NCBI's taxonomy places the organism in Eukaryota, Ciliophora, Oligohymenophorea, Hymenostomatida, Tetrahymenidae. The record is from RefSeq and is a predicted model, not a curated record. The transcript has a single exon.
AUGAACAAAAAACUAAUAAAUAUAGAGAUCUAUAAACCACUCUCUCAAAAUUUAUUUAAAAUUUUGAUAAUUUAUCAUUCAAUCUAAUUAAUUUCUGCAUUCGUUUUAGGUCUGUAAAAAAUGAGAUAGAUUGAAAAAUAAAUAAUUAGUUACCUAUAAAUUUUUAAAUACAAAAAUAUAAAUUUAAGGAAUUUAUUAAUGAUUUUUUUGAUUACUCUAAAUUAAUCAAACUAACAAAAAAAAACAAAAAAUACAAAUUAAAAAAACAGAUCAAACAAACAAAGUUUUUUCUUAAUUACCUCAAAUAAACAUACUGAAAAAAUUUCGUAAGUGCUGUUUUUUAAAACAUACAAUUAUAAAUAAAAUAAUAAAAAUAAUAAGUUAAUUUAAUUAAAUUUAGUUAAGUUUUUCCAAAUUUUUAAUAUCUUUACUCUAUUCUUAUCAUGUACAUAUUGUAUCUGUUUUUUGUUACUUGCUCCUUUUUUCUUUUAUCUAAGUUAAUUUACGCUAUUUCUUUCAACUUUCUUAUCAUAAACAUCUAAAUAAGUAAAUAUAUUAAACUUAAUUUUUCUUGAUUAUAUCAUAAUUUAUUUUAUUUUCAUCCUAUUUAGAAAGAUAAUUUACCUUACAUAUUUUUUAAUAAAGAGUUAAAAAACUAAAAAAAUCUUACAUUGUGCUAUAACUGAGUAGUUAUUCUAUGCUAAAUGA